AUGGUAAGAAGUGAUUUGCUGAAAGAGUUGGAAACACAUUUACACCUUUACGAACAAGUGGUAGGGGGGAUCCAGAGGGCUAAGGAAUUACUUCACAUCUUGUCAUGCUAUGAAAGUCCGGCGCCACAGGAACAUUGGAUGACAAUGCCAGACAUGGGUCACAUCAUAGCAUCCGCUUAUAAUUGUGUCCUUGUCCAUUUAUCAAAUGUUCAAUGUCUUACAUUCCUCCCCCUCCAAUCGAAGCCUUUACCCUCCAUGAAACGAAAGGUUAUUGCUAUCGGGUUUGUUGACGGCGGACACUUUGUACAGGUAUUCCUAAAAAAAGGUUCCCCUAUGCCGCCAAUAGCUUGCAAUUGGAAAAGACAUCGUCUUUCUAUCGCUAAAAAUUGGGAUGCAGCACAUGUUGCGGCCAUUCAGAAGUUCAACGAGAUCAUCGGCGUUGACGUAGCAACAAAGGAGGUCAUCCAUGUCAAUUAGCCAUUUUUAGAUUGAGAAACGAUUUAAUGUGUUGUAUUAUAUAAUGUGUUCUAAUGUUAUGAAAAUUGGAUGAUUA
Molecule: messenger RNA, 553 nt
Organism: Rhododendron vialii
Lineage: Eukaryota; Viridiplantae; Streptophyta; Magnoliopsida; Ericales; Ericaceae
Exons: 2
Coding region: 1-477 (158 amino acids)
Source: RefSeq, a predicted model, not a curated record